AUGUCUGACAUCAAGGAUGAAAUCGAUUCAGUUGAUCUAGCUGAGGAUUUUAAUAACAUUUCAAAACUGUUUAGUAUUAUAUGUACAAUCAAUGUAGAAAGAUAUAGAAAUCUUCCACAAAAAAUUUUGCUAUCUUUGCCUAAAUUCACUCCCGGCAGAAUUAUUGAAGGAGAACUUGGUAAAAUGUUUGGAACCUUAUCACCAAGUUCUUUGACAUCAGAUGAACAUGGCUACAGGAUGAAGACAACACAGAAAUCACCAGAAGCUGGAUCCUCUCCUCCUGUCAAACAGCUGCUUGAUGAACCAGAGACUGUCACCACCAUAGACACUGGGUAUGAAUUCUUUUACAAUGUGGCCUGUCUGAGUGAUGAGGAAAUCUGGACAAGUGGACACUAUAACAACACCAUGAAACUCUUCAGCAUCAAUCAGGGAUCACUACUCAAGUCAAUCAUAACCAAGUCAGGGUACACUGGACAUACUCCUGCUCCAAAGAACCAACCAUUCAGUCCAAUAGGAAUCACCACAGACAGUCAAAGUCACAUCCUUACAGCUGAUAAUAACAAUGACUGUAUCCACAUCAUAGACCAGGAUGGACAGUUCCUCCAUUAUAUAGACUGUGGACUGAGUUAUCCCUGUGGACUGUGUAUAGAUACAAAUGACAAUCUGUUUGUUGCUCAAUUAGGAAACAGACAAGUGAAGGAAAUCAAAUAUCUAAAGUGA
Molecule: messenger RNA, 720 nt
Organism: Saccostrea cuccullata (small rock oyster)
Lineage: Eukaryota; Metazoa; Mollusca; Bivalvia; Ostreida; Ostreidae
Exons: 2
Coding region: 1-720 (239 amino acids)
Biological process (GO): protein polyubiquitination; proteasome-mediated ubiquitin-dependent protein catabolic process; negative regulation of translation
Molecular function (GO): ubiquitin protein ligase activity; protein binding; translation repressor activity
Source: RefSeq, a predicted model, not a curated record